Molecule: messenger RNA, 2943 nt
Organism: Ahaetulla prasina
Lineage: Eukaryota; Metazoa; Chordata; Lepidosauria; Squamata; Colubridae
Gene: NDRG4
Product: NDRG family member 4
Exons: 17
Coding region: 177-1328 (383 amino acids)
Biological process (GO): positive regulation of ERK1 and ERK2 cascade; brain development; signal transduction
Cellular component (GO): cytoplasm
Source: RefSeq, a predicted model, not a curated record
GACCUCCCGCCCCGCACAGCGCCGAUCCGGAGGGAGCCGGUAAGAGAAGCUCGUCCCUGAAGCGGCCGGGAGAGCCGCGCAGCCGGAGACGCUCCCGGGCUGCACCGCGCAGCAAGCAGGCAAGAGCCGCUCCGCCAGCCUCGUCCGCAACCCGACUGUUGCUCCAGGAAGUGACCAUGGCUAGUCUACAUGAGCAGCGAUUUACAGAGGAGAAGCCUCUGCUCCGUGGACAAGAUGCAGAGAUGGAGAAUUCAGACACUUUCCUGCCUGCAGUGGACACUGACUGGAAGGAGCAUGACAUCGAGACGCCCUAUGGACUGCUGCACGUCGUUCUUCGGGGAUCCGCCAGAGGGAACCGCCCAGCCCUCCUGACUUAUCAUGAUGUGGGGCUCAAUCACAAGCUCUGUUUCAACACUCUCUUCAACUCUGAGGAAAUGCAAGAGAUCACCAAGCACUUUGUGGUGUGCCAUGUGGAUGCGCCCGGGCAGCAGUCUGGGGCCUCCCAGUUUCCCCAGGGGUAUCAGUAUCCAUCCAUGGACCAGUUAGCUGCCAUGUUGCCCAGUGUGGUCCAACAUUUUGGGUUCAAGUAUGUGAUUGGAAUUGGAGUCGGAGCGGGUGCCUAUGUUCUUGCCAAAUUUGCUCUGAUCUUCCCAGACCUGGUGGAAGGCCUUGUUCUGAUCAACGUUGACCCAAAUGGCAAAGGCUGGAUUGACUGGGCUGCCAGCAAGCUCUCUGGCCUUACCAGCACAUUAUCUGACAUGGUGCUGUCUCAUCUGUUCAGCCAGGAGGAGUUGGCGAAUAACAUGGAGCUGGUGCAGAGCUAUCGUCAGCAAAUUGCAAGCACGGUGAACCAGUUCAACCUGCAGCUCUUCUGGAGUAUGUACAACAGCCGCAGAGAUCUGGAGAUUAACCGCCCUGGCAGUGCGCCCAAUGCCAAGACGCUCCGCUGCCCAGUGAUGCUUGUAGUAGGUGACAACGCCCCUGCAGAAGAUGGUGUGGUUGAAUGCAACUCCAAGCUGGACCCAACCACCACCACAUUCCUGAAGAUGGCUGAUUCCGGAGGGCUUCCCCAAGUGACUCAGCCUGGGAAACUGACUGAGGCAUUCAAGUACUUCCUGCAAGGAAUGGGCUACGUGGCAUACCUGAAGGACCGGCGGCUGAGUGGAGGAUCAGUGCCCUCAGCCAGCAUGACACGCCUGGCCCGCUCGCGCACAGCCUCCCUCACCAGCGCCAGUUCGGUGGAUGGCAGCCGUCCCAGAGCCUGCACCCACUCCGAAAGCAGCGAAGCUAUGGGCCAGAUCAACCACACUAUGGAGGUGUCCUGCUGAGAGUCCCCGAUGCCUUCCCUUGGCCACCAUCUUUGUUCGGGGAGCUGUGGCCAACCACCAUUGCAUCAUUCGCCAGCCGAUGUUUUUGCCGCUUCUUGUAGCUUCCGUUUCCUUGUCUGCCCAUCUCUCCCAAUGCCAUUACAGAUAAAAAGUUGAAGCAGGAAGCAGUAGCUUCCUAUCCAAGGCUGCCUUCCUGUUUGUUAGAGAUGUCAUUUUAGAGUAGCCGUGUUCCCUUGCUCCAAUCUGUCUUUCACAAGCAGCCCCAUUGUUUCCUGUAGCAACUGGACCGUCUCCCCCAGAGUCUGGAGGCAACAGGGCACAGCUUGGAAUUGUCCGGCCUGAGGUUAGAGCUUUUUUGCUUGGCGUGCCCAGCAUUUUUGCAGCAAGUCUCAGCUCCCGGCCAUUGGUGGGGAUGGAAAAUGGCAGCAUUCAAGGCCAGUGUAGCCUUGUGCUUGGAAGUUGAUCUGUAAACUCAAGUGCUGAGCCAGCUGCAACUCUGGCAGUUACUUGGGCUGCAGUUGAUUCUAGCCGCUGGGUGCGUUCAUAAAGGGCAAGACCUGCAAAGGGGGCCAGGCACAAGGCUUGCAAGCAAUAGGGGCUUGUGUGGAAAGUUCCUUUGCCCUCGACCGCCUGGGUAUCAGAGUGGCAACCCCAGCAGGCAGCCCCUGAUGGAGGCCUUGCUUGAGUGGCUCACAGUGGGAGCAGCAAGAGCCUCUGGUCCUAGGAAAGGGAAGAUCUGUUCCAAGAAUUCUCUGAAGCCCCUUGAUCCUCUUCAACAGCCGAGGGGGAUAGUAUGGUGCUGAUUCGUCCUCCUAGCAGCCUUCCUCCCUCCCAGCCCGCAGCGGUGGGGAGGAGUGCUGGCUGGGGUGGGUCAGCAGCAUUCGCACCUCCACCAAGGCGCUUAGGUGAGAGCGGGUGCACAUCGGAGUGCCGCAGCUCAGCAGGCAGGAACCUUCCCGCAAUUCUUGCAUCUCCCCUUACGAGGCUAGGGAAUGGGUCUAAGGGGAUAAAUACAGGCCGGGGGAUGAUGGCAGGAGCCCCGGACAGGAAAGUCGAAAGCUCGCUCAUUCUCAAAGCGGCUGGUAGUCAGGUCGAUUCCCAGUCAAGGCCCCGCUUGCUUUCCCACGGGUGGGGGGGGGAGGGAGGGAGGAGAAGGACUCAGCCUUUUCCGGGGGGACGCCUGGUUCAUUUUGCGUAGAGCAGGGAGUCCCCGCGGAGAGCCUGGCUGGGCGGCCCCUUCGAGCCCCGGGCACCCAACCCUCCGCUCCCCUCUAGCCUUGGGUUUAGACGCAUCCAGGCUCCGGCCUGGCACUGGCGGCCUCGAGCAGCUUCCCGGGACCAGAGGGCCGCCCCUUCCCGUUGGUGGACGGGAGCUGCUGUCCGGGCAAGGCCUGUGGAGCCGGGGCGGGGGGGGGUGGUUGUCUCUCCUGGGGCACGUCGGGUCUCCCGCAUUGCCAGAACCGGCGUCGAGCCCCUCGGCGGGGGCCGCGUCACCGUGAUCGCGAGCAUCUUCCCCUGUCUCGUUCCGGCUCCGGGGCGGAAACCGACCGAAUUGUCAUAUUUUGCAGCGCAUUGUAGACUUGGAACACAUUAAAGGACCGCAUCUUUUAUUUCA